Molecule: messenger RNA, 189 nt
Organism: Rhizophagus irregularis DAOM 181602=DAOM 197198
Lineage: Eukaryota; Fungi; Glomeromycota; Glomeromycetes; Glomerales; Glomeraceae
Source: RefSeq, a predicted model, not a curated record
AUGUCAAUAAUAAAAGAGAAAAAAACUGUUACAAUAUUAGCAAAAGCCGUAUCAAAAUGUUCUUUACAAGCUACAACUUAUGCAAAAUGUGUAAGUUCUCAACUUGAUUCCAUUCAUCAUAAUGCUUGUUAUAAAGAAUUUCUUGAUUUCAAAUUAUGUGUACAAAAAUGUGUUGGUAAAUCCUGGUAA